This is a messenger RNA of Pedinophyceae sp. YPF-701, 2001 nucleotides long. The record is from the annotation of a GenBank genome assembly. NCBI's taxonomy places the organism in Eukaryota, Viridiplantae, Chlorophyta, Pedinophyceae.
AUGUCGGCGUCGAAGGACCGCGCGUCGUCGAAAGGAAACGACAACGGGCGCCAGCGCGCGGCGUCGGACGUAACACAAGAAGCCCUGGAUGAAAAGGACGACAGCGACAAAGCGACCGACCUGGGCCACAAGAUCAUUGACGAGAUCGACCACCAGUUGGACAAACUAGACGCCGGGGAGGACGAAGAGGAAGACUCCGGGUCCGGGUCCGGGCUCCCCGAGGGCUUCAACAGCACUUCUCCCGACGGCGACGAGAUGGAGGUCGUCAAGGUCAUCAGCGGGAAGGACCGCGACAGGGGCGAGGAGAAGCCCACGCCGACGCCGGACAGCACCGACGCGGGCGCGCACGGGGGCGCGCAGCAGGGGGCCGGCGCGGCGACGCAGGCGGUGCCCGCGCCGACGCAGGGGGCCAAGCAGCCGCCGUCGGUGAACGUCGACGAGGUCGACGACGUCAAGCGCCUCAUGGACAGCGCGCAGAACACCUACGUCCUCACGCACCCGCACUCCCUCGUCGCGCAAAUGGAGCUGCACGAAGACCGCGUUCUACUCCGCGACCUCGUGGUGAUGCUGGUGGCGACGGCGGGCGGCGGGCUGGUCGCGACGAUGCUGCGGCAGCCGGCGAUCCUGGGGUACCUGGUCGCGGGGUCCGCGAUCGGGCCGGGCGGGUUCGCCCUGAUCGACGAGCUAGUGCAGAUCGAGACCAUCUCGAAGUUGGGUCUCGUGCUGCUGCUGUUCGCGCUCGGGAUCGAGUUCCGCGGCCACGACCUGCGGCACACCAAGGCCGUCGCCGUCGGGGGCACCACGAUCAUCGUCGGGCUCUUCGUCGGCGUCGGAGGCGCCCUCGGCGCCGCCGUCGGUGGCACGGCGCUGGGCAUCUUCGUGGGCGCGUUCCUGUCGAUGUCGUCCACGGCGGUGGUCCUCAAGUGCCUCGUCGAGUUCCGCCAGUCCGACACGCGCUUCGGCCAGAUCACCCUCGCCGUCCUCAUCGUGCAGGACUGCAUCCUCGGGUGCAUGCUGGCGGUGCUGCCUGCGUUCGCGUCCGGCACGGCGUCCGCGGCGCGCAUCCUGAACGACCUCGGCCGCAUGGUCGCCUUCCUCGGCGGCGCGUUCCUCGUCUCGCGGUACGCGUUGCCGCACCUCCUGCGCCUGAUGCACGUGUUUGAGACCCGGGGCAACAGCGGGGAGGUCUCGCAGCUGUCGGCGAUCGGGCUGUGCCUGUGCGUCGCGUCGAUCGCGGAGGAGCUCAAGCUCGGCAUGGAGGUCGGGGCCUUCAUCGCGGGGCUCAUGGUUUCGGCCGCGGACGAGGAGCAAGUGCACCGCACGCUGCAGCACGUGGAGGCGGUGCGCAACAUCUUCGCGGCGGUCUUCCUGACGACGCUGGGCAUGCUCAUGCAGCCGGCGUUCCUGUGGAACAACAAGGUCAUCCUCAUGGUGGCAGCGGUGCUGGUGUUCAGCAGCAAGGUCGCGGUGACUGCCGGCGUCGUCCGUGCGUUCCGGUACCCCUCGGACGUGGCGCUGUGCGUCGGCGUCGCAACCGCGCAGAUCGGGGAGUUCUCCUUCGUGCUGCUGUCGCGCGGCCGCGCCCUCGGCCUCAUCAGCAGAAAGGUGUACCUGCUUCUACUGGGUACCACGGCGCUCUCGCUGCUGCUGACGCCCUUCCAGUGGCGCGUGAUCAACCCGCUCGUCGACGGCGAGACGCGCAUCACGAACCUCGUCGCCGCGGCGGCCGGCGCGGGCCCAGCGGCGGGCGGGCACGGCGACGACAGCAGCAACGGCAGCACCGGGAACGGCAAGGCGCAGCACGGUGGCGGGGAGCACCACCACACGGAGCGGCACAACGGGUACGAGCAGGUGGAGAAGGACAGCGAGGACGAGGAGAUGGGGAAGGCGGGGCGGGAGAAGGCCACAACGGGGGGGCCGCGGAACGGUCCGAGGCUGUCGAACAACGCGCACGCGAGGAUCGUGCACCGCACGCAGUCGCCUGCGCCGCGGAUGGCGUGA